This is a messenger RNA of Sciurus carolinensis (gray squirrel), 697 nucleotides long. RefSeq lists its product as uncharacterized. The record is from RefSeq and is a predicted model, not a curated record. The transcript has a single exon. Lineage: Eukaryota; Metazoa; Chordata; Mammalia; Rodentia; Sciuridae. Bases 7 to 474 code for a protein of 155 amino acids.
UCGGCCAUGAGCAAGCGGAACCAGGUGUCGUACGUUAGGCCCGCCGAGCCCGCGUUCUUGUCCCGCUUUAAGGAGCGAGUCGGGUACAGGGAAGGGCCCACCGUAGAGACCAAGAGAAUCCAGCCUCAGCUCCCAGAUGAAGAUGCUGAUCACAGUGACAAAGAAGAUGAAAAGCCCCAAGUGGUGGUUUUAAAAAAGGGAGACCUGACAGCAGAGGAAGUCAUGAAAAUUAAAGCAGAAAUAAAGGCUGCAAAAACAGAUGAAGAACCAGCUUCAGCUGAUGGAAGAAUCAUCUAUCGAAAACCAGUCAAGCGUCCCUCAAGUGAAAAAUAUUCAGGUUUAACAGCAAGCUCAAAAAAGAAGAUGACAAAUGAAGAUAAAGUAAAUAAGCAGGACUCAGUAAAAAAGAACUCACAGAAACAAAUCAAAAACACCAGCCUCCUUUCUUUUGACAAUGAAGAGGAAAAUGAGUAAGUGUAAGCCUUUUGGACUUAAGUCUUCUUUGAAAGUAUAUGAGGUAUUUUUUAAGAAAUAUUUUUUCCUAUGUCUUUUAAAAUAACAUUUUUUCCUGUUAUACUAUAAGUUCGUUAUAGGAAAUUUAUAAAAUACAGAAAAAAAUUUAAUAAAACAAAAUCUGUGUCUAUCCAUCAAUACUUCUUUGACUGGAAAUGCCAACUUUAUAGGCAUUAACAUUGUU